UGAACGCGAAUCCUAGAAGCUCGCGGCGGUAUCCCCAAUGGUUCGCCAUUGGCAGUGAGGACUCUCAAUACAGUACCGUUUAAUACCUUGAAUCGCAUCGAAUCCCUCGGGAGGAUCGUGUGACGAAAAAAUAUUGUUGUUUUUUCAGGCCUUGUGGUUUGGAUGAAAGGAGAAAAAAUCUCAGUAAAAGUGUAUACCGAGUUAAACAAGUGACUUAAGCUUCUUAGUGAUCGGGAGGAAAGGAGCGUAUACACGAACUUUGUUUUCCUGUUUUUCGUCUCGUGGCGAUGAAGAUUUAAGAGAACAACAUAUUUUUUUACAACAAUCAACCGACGACGACGAUGCUGAGACGACUGAGAAGCUGAGAACGGGAUGAAAUUAUUGCCUAGAAGUUAAGCAUUAUUUUGUGUUUUCUUCGUCAACGAUACCAGUGGAAGCAGACGACGGCUCUGGAAGACUUUUCCUUCGGACGUACUUUUUUUCUUCGCGUUUCACUCGGAUUAACGAGAGAUGGAAGGGAAGCAAAAUUAAUUCAAAGCCCUUCAAAGGAAAAGUGCAAAGCAGCUGCUGUUUGAUCCGCGCAUCAACUACCCAAUGGGUCACAAAUUGGCUACAUCCUGGUCGAUUAUUACUUCCGAAAAACAAGCAAGAUACAGAGACUGAAGCUUUCCGAGACAUCCUAACGGGACGUCCAUUAAAACCAGCCGGGAGAACCCCGCUUCGAGUAUGCUUGGAUCGGCAUCGCGGCCAUGGUACGCGACCACAGCAACUACGACGACGACGACGACAAGCGGCUUAAUGAAAGCAAAUUUAUUCAUAGCCAUCAACCGAAUCAUCUUCAGUUCUUUCAGCAGUGCCGUAUUCGGGAUUGGGACCUCAUUUUUUUGGGCUGCGACGCCAAACACCGGCUCCGGCAGCUCCAGCAUCCUGGUGGACUGUGCCAUCCGGCUGACGCAACGUAACAACCAUGGGAACAUUUCCGAAUUAUUGGAUAAUUUAUUGCGGGGUUAUGAUAAUAGCAUACGGCCGGAUUUUGGCGGGCCACCGGCUGUGAUUGAAGUCGACAUCAUGGUGCGAAGCAUGGGACCGAUCUCGGAGGUGGAUAUGACUUACUCAAUGGAUUGCUAUUUCCGUCAGUCAUGGGUAGACCGACGGUUAGCCUUCAGUGGGGCCCAGGACACGCUAGCACUCAGCAUUUCCAUGCUUGGGCGCAUUUGGAAACCGGAUACCUACUUCUACAACGGCAAGCAAAGCUACCUGCACACAAUCACCACGCCUAAUAAAUUUGUGCGGCUUUACCAGGAUGGUCGUGUGCUUUACUCCAGCCGGCUAACCAUUAAGGCGGGCUGUCCGAUGAACUUGGAGGACUUCCCGAUGGACAUCCAGCGCUGCCCACUGAAGUUCGGAUCAUUUGGCUACACUUCGGCGGACGUUUUGUAUCGUUGGAACAGCGGCCGUUCGGCGGUGGCCAUUGCCGAGGACAUGAAGCUGUCCCAGUUUGAUCUGGUGGACUGCCCGGCGGGCAACGUCACCGACCGUGUGGUCCACAGUACGGCCUCGGUGGGGGCGACAGUGCUUAACAACGUGGACGACAUCGACGGUUCGGAUCGGAACGCGAAGCUGUACGUUUCCGAAUAUUCUAUGCUCCUAGUCAGCUUCCAUCUUCAGCGCCAUAUGGGUAAUUUCCUGAUCCAGGUAUACGGUCCGUGUGUACUGCUAGUCGUUCUUUCUUGGGUUUCAUUCUGGCUGAAUCGUGAAGCUACAGCCGAUCGAGUAUCCCUAGGCAUCACGACGGUGCUAACCAUGACCUUCCUAGGGCUGGAAGCACGCACAGAUUUGCCGAAAGUUCCUUACCCCACCGCGCUGGACUUUUUCGUAUUUCUUUCGUUCGCCUUCAUUUUCGCAACGAUCAUUCAGUUCGCAAUUGUCCACUACUUCACCAAGUACGGCUCCGGCGAAUGUUACUUCAGCGCGGAUGAGUUGAACUCCAGUUCGGACGAAGAUAGCGAUUGGGACUGCGUCAGCAGUGAUAAUCUGCACUCAAUCAAAAUCUCCUCCUGCGCCUCAAAACGCUGCUCAGCUGUUACUUCAAUCUCCGGAACUGGUGGUACCGAUUCCAAGGUGGUCGAAGUUAUACCCCUCUCUGUUUGCUCAAUUCCAGUCACACCCCUCCGAAAAUCAUCGAAAACGUCCUGGGCCGACCUGUCGUGCUUCGGUGGAAACAACCAGGAACCACCAAUCCAGUACGCUAGCUCAUCGUUUUCCACCCCCGUACCAGCCCCGAAACGACUCUCACUACCGCUAGGCGGCUGUGGCGCAAGCCAAUCGCAGCCAAAUCACAACCAUCGCCGGAGACGAAGGAAGCGAACGCCCCGAUUCAACUCGGUCUCCAAAAUUGAUCGAGCCUCGAGGAUAUUCUUCCCGCUGCUGUUCCUCGCAAUCAAUGUUUUCUAUUGGUUUCUGUACCUGUCACGAAGUGAGCGAAUACCGCCCCAGCAUAAGAUCUAAAAUCGAGUAGCGCGUAAACCAUGUGUUCAUUGUGCAGAAUCUAAGCAAAAAAUGGCCAAAUUGCCGGGUUUGCUUCCUAUUGCCAAUACUGAUUUCAACAGGAACCACCAGAUGUGAAUCUAGAUUGUAAGUGCGGCGAGAUUAGAUGGAAUUAAUUGUUCAAAUAGAUGUUGUAAAGGGCAGCAGCGGCAGUCAAUAGCUCAAGAAUUGAAUAUUUAUUGAAAUAAAAAAAAAUAUACUGCUAACUGAAACUAUGGAAUAUAGCAAAAUAAUUCUCAAGUAGUGCUAGUGGGACCAUAUACGCUUAUUUGAUGAUAGUGGAUGCGAAAAAUCUCUGAGAAGGUAACCGGAGUAAUGAACAAUAAACGUAGCGAAUUUAUGUAUACUAAAAAUAAUGGAACCCACUGUAUGUUCAGUCCAAACCAAA
Messenger RNA from Toxorhynchites rutilus septentrionalis, 2935 nucleotides. Its product is annotated as gamma-aminobutyric acid receptor alpha-like. Bases 727 to 2508 code for a protein of 593 amino acids. The transcript is spliced from 9 exons. The record is from RefSeq and is a predicted model, not a curated record. Gene Ontology annotation, cellular component: synapse; membrane; neuron projection. Lineage: Eukaryota; Metazoa; Arthropoda; Insecta; Diptera; Culicidae. Gene Ontology annotation, biological process: regulation of membrane potential; monoatomic ion transmembrane transport; chemical synaptic transmission. Gene Ontology annotation, molecular function: extracellular ligand-gated monoatomic ion channel activity; neurotransmitter receptor activity; GABA-A receptor activity.